This is a messenger RNA of Verruconis gallopava, 2429 nucleotides long. RefSeq lists its product as uncharacterized. NCBI's taxonomy places the organism in Eukaryota, Fungi, Ascomycota, Dothideomycetes, Venturiales, Sympoventuriaceae. The transcript is spliced from 2 exons. The record is from RefSeq and is a predicted model, not a curated record. Bases 281 to 1936 code for a protein of 551 amino acids.
GAAUGCCAAUUCUCUUCGAACCGAUAUGUUGCCUUUCUGGCAUUAUAUCGUCAUCGAUAGGUAGGGUAGAGUCAGCAUCCUUGCACCUGUGAUGGGAAUCUCAGUACAGGUGCGGAAAUCGUCCGACCGCCUCAUGCCCCUGGCUUUGGCCAAUGAACAUGCCUGUCAAUGAUGAGAGAUAACCGCAGCUUCGUAUCGGUUUGUUAUCACUUUGGAUCAACUCUUCAUACUUUCAGAAGUUUGGUUUUAUCGUGCUUGAAGAUCUGAACACUAGGCAGUCAUGGCUAAAGACUGGAAAACCGUCGCUGAGGAAAAGCGUGAGAGCAUACUCAAAGCCAUACCUGCUGAAUGGAAGCUUCAGUCUAUUCCGACUGUGGAGCAGGUGAAAGACGUGACGGGCGGUUACAUCGAGCAGUUUCUGUCGCCGAAGGAAGUGGAAAUCACAAACACUGAUGCCGUAGGGAUAGUUGGGAAAGCUAAAUCAGGCACCUGGAGCGCGGUCGAGAUCACGAAAGCGUUCUGCCAUCGAGCGGCGCUUGCGCAUCAGCUGACAAAUUGCCUCCAUGAGAUCUUCUUUGAUGCCGCAAUCAAGGACGCGGAAGCACUCGAUGCCAUGUACGCUCAGGGAAAGACAUUGGGUCCUCUUCACGGACUCUGUGUCAGUCUAAAGGAUCAAUUUCACGUUAAGGAUGUCGAAACCUCCAUGGGAUAUGUUGGGUGGAUAGGGACUUUCGAAGGAAGGCCCAACGAUUCAAGGUAUAAGACGUACGAGAGCGUCAUGGUCCAGGAGCUUCGGUCGCUAGGCGCGAUACUGUACGUGAAGACUGCUGUCCCGCACACAUUGAUGUGCGGUGAGACGGUUAACAACAUCAUCGGAUACACCAUGAAUCCUAAGAACCGCUUUCUUUCGGCCGGGGGCAGUUCAGGCGGAGAAGGUGCUCUGAUCGGUGCUCGUGGUAGCCCCGUUGGACUAGGUACGGAUAUUGGAGGCAGCAUCCGAAUUCCUGCCGGUUUUAAUGGGCUGUAUGGUUUGAGACCAUCGACUGGACGACUGCCAUACGAGGGAAUGGCGAACAGUAUGGAUGGUCAGAAUUCCGUUCUCUCCGUAGUCGGACCGCUUGGUACUUCUGUCGGCGGCUUAAAGCUCAUAGUAGAAUCUAUACUCUCCACAAAACCAUGGCUCCAGGAUCCGCUAGUACAUGAGAUACCGUGGCGUCCAGAGCAAUUGAAGCUGGAGGAAAAGUUAUGUUUCGGCGUUUUUUAUGAAGAUGGCAUUGUUGGCAUCACGCCACCCGUCAGAAGAGCCAUCGACACCACCGUGGCCGCUCUGAAGAAGGCAGGCCAUGAGGUUAUCGCCUGGACACCACCUUCUCACAAAGAUAUUAUCGACUGCAUAUUCAAAACCUGGUUCUACGACGGUGGGCUUGAUCUCAUCGAGGCAUUUAGGCUCAGUGGAGAACCCAUGGCGGAGCAGUUGGCGGCUGCAUUUUCCAGUGAGCCAAGGGAACAGUUCACCGGCAGCAUGAUUGCUGCAAAUAACGUUCGGCAUCGCCAGUUGAAGAAGAGUCACAUGGACUACUGGAAUUCUACGGUGAUGCAGACAAGCACCGGUCGUCCAGUUGAUGCAGUUAUCUCGCCUCUCGCCCCAUUUCCAGCGGCACGUCCAAAGAUGUAUGCUUACUACGGCUAUUCCCUCUGGGUAAAUCUGCUUGAUUAUACAAGUGUGGUUUUUCCUGUUUUGAACGUGGACAAAACCGUUGAUGUACGAGACGAAUCAUAUACCCCAAAAAAUGAAGAGGACAGGAUAUGCUUCGAAAGCUAUGACCCGGAGAUUUACGACGGCGCCCAUACGAGUUUGCAAGUUGUAGGUAGACGCUUGCAAGAAGAGAAGAUGUUGGCUGUGGCAGAGCUGGUGGCACAAGCACUCAAGGCUUAAGCCGCAGUCAAAUCCAUUGAGGAAUAGAUGACAUGAAGGACGCACGUGAACAAAAUAACGAAAACGAUGAACGGGGCCAAGUUCAAGAUGAGGGCAUGAUACAGUCGUCUGACCGAGAUUCAUAUGACCUAGACAUUGCGUGAUCGCAUCUUUGCACAACCCAAUGCGUUUCUGUUCAAGCGUGGGUUGGCCAGCUUUUCAGUCACUCUUUUAAAACAUCAUACUGCAUUAUCACGAAUCGAAUUAGUGCACCUCUCUUCAGAUGAAAAUGAUCGCCAUGACUGAAAGCGAACGGGGAAGAUGGCCGUAUGUAGUUACAUUUCUUUCGUUCCAACGAUACAUGAAGACGCGACGAGACUUUCUGCAUCAAGAUUCUGCUUCGUCUUUGCUGUUUGGAACUUGAUCCUUCAGAGAUGAAAACGACGAAUGCUUCAAUUAUCGGCAUUACCUUUGUCAAACCAAAUAUCUGGCCUUCCUCGCCACUAUCAAACAU